This is a messenger RNA of Carlito syrichta (Philippine tarsier), 1139 nucleotides long. RefSeq names its product pirin (gene PIR). Gene Ontology annotation, cellular component: nucleus. The record is from RefSeq and is a predicted model, not a curated record. Gene Ontology annotation, biological process: monocyte differentiation. The transcript has 9 exons. Gene Ontology annotation, molecular function: quercetin 2,3-dioxygenase activity. The coding region runs from base 52 to 927 and encodes 291 amino acids. Lineage: Eukaryota; Metazoa; Chordata; Mammalia; Primates; Tarsiidae.
GCCCUUCAGUCUCUACAGUUCAGCAUCAGAAUACUCUCUUUAGACUUUGACAUGGGGUCUUCCAAGAAGGUUACUCUCUCAGUGCUCAGCCGGGAGCAGUCAGAAGGAGUUGGAGCAAGGGUCCGCAGAAGCAUUGGCAGACCCGAGUUAAAAAACCUGGAUCCAUUUUUACUGUUUGAUGAAUUUAAAGGAGGUAGACCAGGUGGAUUUCCUGAUCAUCCACAUCGAGGUUUUGAAACCGUAUCUUACCUCCUGGAAGGCGGCAGCAUGGCCCAUGAAGACUUCUGUGGACAUGUUGGUAAAAUGAACCCAGGAGACUUGCAGUGGAUGACCGCAGGCCGGGGCAUUCUGCACGCUGAGAUGCCUUGCUCUGAGGAGCCAGCCCAUGGCCUGCAACUGUGGGUUAAUUUGAGAAGCUCAGAGAAGAUGGUGGAACCUCAGUACCAGGAACUGAAAAGUGAAGAAAUCCCUAAACCCAGUAAGGAUGGUGUGACAAUUGCUGUCAUUUCUGGAGAAGCCCUGGGAAUAAAGUCCAAGGUUUACACUCGCACACCAACCUUAUAUUUGGACUUCAAACUGGACCAAGGAGCAAAACAUUCCCAGCCUAUUCCUAAAGGGUGGACAAGCUUCAUUUAUACCAUAUCUGGAGAUGUGUAUAUUGGGCCUGAUGAUGCACAACAAAAAAUAGAACCUCAUCACACAGCAGUACUUGGGGAAGGGGACAGUGUCCAGGUGGAGAACAAGGAUCCCAAAAGAAGCCACUUUGUCUUAAUUGCUGGGGAGCCAUUAAGAGAACCAGUUGUCCAACAUGGUCCAUUUGUGAUGAACACCAAUGAAGAGAUUUCUCAGGCCAUUCUUGAUUUCAGAAAUGCAAAAAAUGGGUUUGAAAAAGCCAGAACCUGGAAAUCAAAGAUUGGAAACCAGUGAAGAGCACAAGAGCAGGUCUUGAUGCGUCCUGGAAUGUUGCCGUUUGUGGCAUCCGGCCAUUCAGGGCACUCCCAUUCAGGGCACUCCGUUUCUUAAGCAAACUUCGCCAGUGCUUCUAAAGAAUUCCACACUAUAGUGGUAAUAUGGUUUUUGUAGCAAUGCACAUAGGCUAUUUCCUGGCACAUGCAAAUAAACCUAAUCAUUGCUUCUUU